CAGCACUUCCACUGGUAGUCGCAAUUUUCGACAUAAACAUUUUGUUUACAUUUUGCCAUCACGUUUUCGCUAUUUUUGUUUUUUUUUUCACAACAAUGGAAGUUGAUGAAAAUAAAUUGGGAAAACUAACUGAGGAAUCUUUAAAGCGUAAAGAACGUAUACGCCAGUUGCGUGAGAAAGCGCAAAAUUCGGAGAAAGGUUCAAACAGUGAAGGAGAGGAGAAGCUGCCGAGGCCUAUUUUCCGCAGUUAUAAACCACAAAACGAGAAUACCGAAGGCGAAGUAUUAGAACAGGAACCAUCCGGCGAUAUUGAGAAAGCCGUGGAGGGGCAACUCGAACUAUUACAGCAGCCAAUGAUUAUUGAUGAAAUUGAUAUAGCGAAUUUGGCACCUCGAAAACCAGAUUGGGACUUAAAACGGGAUGUCUCAAAAAAGUUAGAGCGACUGGAAAGACGCACACAAAAAGCAAUCGCAGAGUUAAUACGAGAACGACUGAAGACAAACCAAUCUGAUCAAGAAAUCUUCCAGGUCGUGAAUGUUGGUACGGCACAUGCGGGUGACCCAGUGGCAGGCGAUGAUGAUUAGUUAGUUUCCACAACAAUCGGUUCUAUGUCACCGGAACGACCCACAUGUAUAUCCGGCCAACGAGGACUGUGACUCUAGCAGUAUUCCCCGUACAUAUAUUGGGAACGUUUAUGCCGCUACAACAACAACAUUAGUUAGUAACAAUAUUUUUCACAGAAUACCAUGUAAGGUUAUGAUUAUUAUAUUUGGUUAUAACAAAGAUUGUACAAAAUGA
Messenger RNA from Anastrepha ludens (Mexican fruit fly), 798 nucleotides. RefSeq names its product coiled-coil domain-containing protein 12. The transcript has 2 exons. The coding region runs from base 96 to 584 and encodes 162 amino acids. Gene Ontology annotation, cellular component: U2-type spliceosomal complex; post-mRNA release spliceosomal complex. Lineage: Eukaryota; Metazoa; Arthropoda; Insecta; Diptera; Tephritidae. The record is from RefSeq and is a predicted model, not a curated record.